Kuraishia capsulata CBS 1993 is the source of this 861-nucleotide messenger RNA. RefSeq lists its product as uncharacterized. NCBI's taxonomy places the organism in Eukaryota, Fungi, Ascomycota, Pichiomycetes, Pichiales, Pichiaceae. The record is from RefSeq and is a predicted model, not a curated record. The transcript has a single exon. The coding region runs from base 1 to 861 and encodes 286 amino acids.
AUGGAAAAACUACUAAAGUGGUCUAUUGCUAACCAGUCGGAGGACAACUCAGUGAGAGCCCAAGCAGGGGCCCCAGAUCCAGAGUUAUUAUCACAGCUGUUUGGAGCUCCAGAUGAAGCCGCUUUGAUGGUACAGAACAUGCAGGUGAUUGUGAACGAGGAAGCCACCUUGGAGAACAGAGAGAUUGCAUUUGAUAACUUUGAAAUGCUUAUAGAGAAUUUGGAUAAUGCCAACAAUAUUGAGAACUUGAAGCUUUGGCCUGCCCUGAUAUCGCAGCUCGACUCUUCGCAGGAGGCCAUCCGCAAGUAUGCGUGUUCUUGCAUCGGGACCGCCCUCCAGAACAAUACCAAAUCACAGGAAGACUUUCUGAAGCACGACGGAGGCAUUAAGAAAUUGAUAGAUAUUGCCGAACAUGACAGUUCCGAGGAUGUGCAGCUGAAAGCACUGUAUGCUCUCUCCAACUCCAUCAGACACGACGAUGCGGCUUAUGCGGCUUUCGAGAAAGAGCAGGGCUGGAAGCUGGUUUCGCCAUUACUGGCGCCUUCAGUGAAAGACAAGGUCAAGCUUCGUGUGCUUUCGCUGUUGUCGGCUUUGAUAUCAACGGGUGUCUCCGAUGAGAAGAAGCAACAGAUACGUGAUGGAGACGUCGUCAAUGGUAUAGUGGUGCUUGUUCGUGCGGAUGGUCACAUCGGAUGUGUUGAUAAGGCACUGAACCUUCUGGCUCAACUCGUUGCGGCAGGUUACAAGUUUUCAGAGUCAGAGGUCAACAGCAUAGAUGAUUCCGUGAAGAAUGUGAGCUCCAUCAGAGACCAACUUUCCGAGGAAGAUUUCCAGACUAUCAAGCAAGUAACUCUACAAUGA